Molecule: messenger RNA, 1864 nt
Organism: Calliphora vicina (urban bluebottle blowfly)
Lineage: Eukaryota; Metazoa; Arthropoda; Insecta; Diptera; Calliphoridae
Product: probable cytochrome P450 6a21
Exons: 2
Coding region: 64-1563 (499 amino acids)
Molecular function (GO): oxidoreductase activity, acting on paired donors, with incorporation or reduction of molecular oxygen; iron ion binding; heme binding
Source: RefSeq, a predicted model, not a curated record
UUAAACAGAACACUACAGUGAUAGAUCGAUAAACAAAUAAAUUAUUAAAAAUAAAACCUCAACAUGGCUAUAACUACAAUCUUAUUGUACAUAUUAAUAGCUUUAGUCUCAUUGACAGUGUAUUUUAUUAAAAAACGUUUAAAUUACUGGCGAGAACAGGGUAUUGCCCAUAAUAAACCCAGCUUAAUUGCUGGAAAUUUGAAUGGCCUUCAAACCCAGCGCAGCAUAGCCGAUUGUAUACGUCAGACAUAUGAACAGUUCAAGGGCACUGGGCCUUUCUGUGGUUUCUAUUUCUUUCAAAGACCCGCCGUGGUAGUUCUGGAUACGGCCUUAGUGAAAAAUAUAUUGAUUAAGGAUUUUUCCAAUUUUACCAAUCGUGGUUUGUUUCACAAUGAAAAAGAUGAUCCCCUAACAGGGCAUUUAUUUCUGUUGGAUGGUGCAAAAUGGAAAAAUUUAAGACAUAAAUUAUCGCCCACCUUUACCUCAGGUAAAAUGAAAUUUAUGUAUCCCACAGUUAUACAAGUGGCCGAAAAGUUUGUUGAGGUUUUUAGCCAUUUAAGCCAAGGCAAUGCUGAGGUGGAGAUUAAGGAAUUGUUGGCGCGCUUUACUACAGAUGUCAUAGGCACCUGUGCCUUUGGCAUUGACUGCAAUAGUUUGCAGGAUCCCAAUGCUGAAUUUCGUUUAAUGGGCAAACGUUCUUUAAACAAACGUAGACAUGGCAAACUGUUGAUGGGUUUCAUACAAGGUUUUCCGGAAUUGGCCAAAAAAUUGCACAUGAAAAUGAUACCCGAAGAUGUUACGCAAUUCUUUAUGCGCAUUGUUAAGGAAACGGUGGCCUAUCGUGAGGCUCAUAAUAUAGAAAAUCAUGAUUUUUUAAGUAUUUUGAUAGACUUGAAAAAUGGCAAAGGGGGGGAAAAGGCGGUGAAAUUGAGUAUAGAAGAAAUGGCAGCCCAGGCGUUUGUGUUCUUUUUGGGAGGCUUUGAAACCUCCUCUUCAACCAUGGGCUUUGCUCUGUACGAACUGGCUCUAAAUCAAGAGAUGCAGCAAAAAAUGCGCCAAGAAAUAAAUGAAGCCUUUGAUGAAGAGGGUCAAAUAAACUAUGAGGCUUUACAUAAUUUACAGUAUGUAGGCCAGGUGAUAUCAGAAACCUUGCGCAAAUACACCAUUAUACCCCAUUUGAAUCGCCAGGCUUUGGCCGAUUAUGUGGUACCUGGUCAUCCCAAAUAUGUCAUUAAAAAAGAUAUGCCAGUUAUAAUACCCGCCUAUGGCAUGCAUCAUGAUCCCGACUUGUAUCCCGAUCCCGAAAAAUUCGAUCCAGAACGUUUUGAUGCCUCACAAGUCAAACAACGUGAUGCCAUAGAAUGGUUGGCUUUUGGCGAUGGUCCCCGCAAUUGUAUUGGCAUGCGUUUUGGUUUGAUGCAGACUCGAGUUGGUCUGAUUUAUCUACUGCGUAAUUUUAGGUUCUCUGUGUGUGAUAAGACUGAAGUGCCGUUGGAGUGGAAUAAGAAAUCAUUUAUAUUGUCUAGCAAAAAUGGUAUUAUCCUCAAGGUGGAAAAGGUUUGAGGAGGAAAUGUUUUAGAUAUAACCCCAUAUUUAUAAUCGGUUUUUAAUUUGUUUUAAUAAAUUUAAAAAAAUUGUUUAUGAACAAGGCCUUUACUCUAUAAUUUAGAUUUUGUUAUUGUGUUAUUUUAAUUGUUAAUAUGAGGAAACUACUAUUUAAUUACAUAUUUGGUUAAUUAUUUAUGUAUAGAAUACAAAAUAUUAAUAUUUCUUUCCAUAAGAUUUACAAUAAUUGUUAUACGCUAUUAUACUCUUUUCAAUAACUACCUUCUUAUCUUAGUAAACAAAUAAAAUAAUUGUUAAA